CACAAUUAACACCUCUUUUUCAUUCCUUUAGCCAAUUUCAUCAAUCUUUCGUAAGAAACGCUUCAAUCAUGGCCGGAGGAAAGUCCAAGAGCAAGGCCUCCAAGAAGAAGACUGCCGCCGAGGCUACGACCUCUGCGUCUCAACCCUUCCCAUACCUGGACGGCUCGUUUCUUGAGUUCGGGUCAGAAGAGGAACUCACACGCUUCAUCACCCACUUCGCCAAGCGCCCCAUCUCUCCGCCAAGAGUGCUGCCCGAGCUAUACCCUCAACAAAAGGGGUACCACGACCUCGACAAUCAACUCAAAGAGUCGGGUCUGUGGUCGUUCGUCUCCAGAAGCCGUCAAUCCUUCAAACCCGCCUACGUCCGGGAUUUCUACUCAAAUCUCCGCCGGGACGGGGACACCAUUCACAGUAGCAUCAAUCUCUACGACAUAGAGAUUGAUUUGGCUACCUUCACUCGGGUCGCAAGGCUGCCCACCCGCGGUGACGACAUCGCAACAUAUGGAGGCGAUGAUUGGAUCCUCAACAACGAGGCGGUGGUCAUCCGAGAGCUGGGAAUCACCAACCUCGUUCGUCACAGCGGCGCACCAACCAUUCACUCAGCCCCGCCGGAGAAGCGUCUUCUACUCUAUAUCCUCACCCGGAUUCUUCGCCCCCGGGACAGCAGCCACACGUGCCUCUUCAACGAGGAUCUCAAGGCCGUUCAUGCUAUCACCCAUGGCGCCUCAAUCAAUUGGGCAAAAUACGUCAUGAUUCACAUGGCGGAUUGCGCCUCCAUCACCAACGAGCGGAGCUUGCCAUACGCCUUUCUCGUCAUGGACCUCAUCGUAUCCGCCGACAUCCAUAUCGCCGGCCCGGAUACAAAGAUGACGAAGAUUUGGAUCAUCCAAGAUAGCACCUUCCGGAAGAAGUCCGGAGACCAAGACGGCGCCGGACCAAGUCUGGAUGGCAUGGGGCAGUCAAUCGAGCGGAUGGAUUGGACGCUGCAACGUCAACACCAUGACAUGACAGCGUUCUUCCGCGGCAUCAACUACGUCCCGCCGCCCUUUGACAGCACCAUCCUCGGCCAGAAUUAUGAAGGCGAGGACGAGGAGGAUGACUCCUAUGCUCCGUCUUCCUCCCCCGACGAGGCCGACUUUGAGGACGCGGUCGACGGGGAUCCCAUGGACGUCGAGGACGACGAGGAUGACGAGAACGAAGACGAUGACGCCGAGGACGCCGUUGCCUAGACUCUUCUUUUCUUUCCUUUUUCCUACUAUGAUUGCAUUUCUUUUACUUCCAUUCCGUUGUAUUCUGCAUUUUCCCUUAUUUUAAUAAAAGUUCACUUUUAAAUUCUAAAGUUUACUUUAAUUCUUUUUGUUAAUGUCAAAAGGGGGAAGAUAUCAAGGUUAUGCAAAAAAUUGAGGGGGAAUUU
This is a messenger RNA of Cuscuta campestris, 1414 nucleotides long. NCBI's taxonomy places the organism in Eukaryota, Viridiplantae, Streptophyta, Magnoliopsida, Solanales, Convolvulaceae. The record is from the annotation of a GenBank genome assembly.